Molecule: messenger RNA, 16446 nt
Organism: Rattus norvegicus (Norway rat)
Lineage: Eukaryota; Metazoa; Chordata; Mammalia; Rodentia; Muridae
Source: RefSeq, a predicted model, not a curated record
UGGAAAUUAAUUUUAUUUUUGAGAUAGGGCAAGUUCCACAAUGCUUGCCUCUUUCCUGCCUUGGCCUCCAGAGUGUUGGGAUUACAGGCGUGUAACUGCAAUCCCGUUUUAAAGAGCAGGAGAAAAAAUUAUGUAUUUCUUUUUUUUUUUUUUUUUAGACAGGACCCUCAGACUCACUGUUAUCCACCCGCGCUUCUGCUUCCCAAGUGCCUGCAUCAGCACAGGGAGAGGGGGACAACCAUGCCUUUCUUUCUGUCUAUAGGCAUGACAGCCAUCAAAACCAGUCCACUGUCCUGGGUAGAGGUUUGGUUCUGCCAUUGCUUAUGGGUGGUUUACACAGAAAGCGUUGGAUGCGUAGGUCUGAGGUCUGCAUGUUGAACAUUGUUGCUUAGAUAAAGUCAUGUCUUAUUUAGGGGUUCAGCCAGAACGCACCCCUUCCAGUUGCCCCAUGGACUCUAAUCAGUCUAAAGCCCAAAAUGGAAGAGUACAUUAUAACAUACUGGUGUAGGUCCAGGGCCCCUCGUCUAAAUUUUAUUUUCAGUGCGUUUCUUUCCCUCCGCCUUUGCAUGGGAAGAUGCCCCGUAGCUUCAAGCUCUGUGGCGUGGAAGGGAACCGUGGUGGGCUCUGGUAAAUGGCAAGCAGUCAAGUCACGUGGGUAGUCAAGGCCAGACUCCUCAUUGAGUACUUGGGGUCCACAUACUUAGAUAGUGUUUCCAGGAAUCUUCAUAAUGGGCUUAAAAGUAAAUCUCUAAUAGGUGAGAAAACUGAGAUUCCCGGAUCCAGAAUAGUAAUCUUGAGGAUGUGACUCAUGUGUCUCUGUGUCAGUCUCAAAAGCGCACACUGGUUUCGUUGCCUCUGCAGCAGGCUUCAAAGAGCUGCUCCUCCGCUGGAAGGUGAGAGCAAAUCUUUUUCUCAGUUUUUUGGAUGCCUAAGUUUUCCCUCAGAUCAAUUAAAUCACAAUCUCUGGGGUCGCAGCAGAUUUCAGAUUCCCUGUUUGAUUCCUGUAAGCUCCCGGGACACUGCCCCGCUCUCUACUUUAACAACUAGAGCCACUGGCUGGGGCUUAUGAAAGCAAAACCCAAACGGGGGCGCAGAGGGAGGAAAGGAGGGGGCUAAUUCCCCUUAUCUCAGCGUCAAAACCUGGGGCGGGACCUUGGUGGGAGUCCCUGGAGGCUCAGGUGUGGCGCGGUUGCAAGAAGUAACCCCCACGGAGCCCUGGGUGAUUGCGCCAUCCUACUGGGCUUUCGUAACUGCGAGCCGGGGCUGCCAAGAGGAGCUUCAGCACCGGUUCCUCAAAUGUUUCGCUGUUGCCAGGACUGCCCGCUGCUGUGCGUCACGUGCAAGUGGGAAGUCACGCCGACACAGAACUGAGCCACGCCGGGGCGAGCGCUCGCAGUGCGAGCUGAGUGUGGAGCCCGAAGCGGACGGCGGCUGCUGUCGCGACUCCAAUCUGCCGGCCGCCCGGCCCCGGCUGCGGAGCUUCUCCGCCGCCCGCCGCCCCACGUAGAAGGAACCAUGCUGGCCGUCGGCUGCACCCUGCUGGUCGCCCUGCUGGCCGCGCCCGCAGUCGCGCUGGUCCUUGGGAGCUGCCGCGCGCUGGAGGUGGCAAAUGGUACGGUGACGAGCCUGCCAGGGGCCACUGUUACCCUGAUCUGCCCUGGGAAGGAAGCAGCAGGCAAUGCUACCAUUCACUGGGUGUACUCAGGCUCACAGAGCAGAGAAUGGACUACCACGGGAAACACACUGGUUCUGAGGGCCGUGCAGGUCAACGACACUGGGCACUAUUUGUGCUUCCUGGAUGAUCAUCUGGUUGGGACUGUGCCCUUGCUGGUGGAUGUUCCCCCAGAGGAGCCCAAGCUCUCCUGCUUCCGGAAGAACCCCCUUGUAAAUGCCUUUUGUGAGUGGCAUCCAAGCAGCACUCCCUCUCCAACCACGAAGGCUGUGAUGUUUGCAAAGAAAAUCAACACCACCAAUGGGAAGAGUGACUUCCAGGUGCCUUGCCAGUAUUCUCAGCAGCUGAAAAGCUUCUCCUGCGAGGUGGAGAUCCUGGAGGGUGACAAAGUGUACCACAUAGUGUCACUGUGCGUUGCAAACAGUGUCGGAAGCAGGUCCAGCCACAAUGUAGUAUUUCAGAGUUUAAAAAUGGUGCAGCCGGAUCCACCUGCCAACCUUGUGGUAUCAGCCAUACCUGGAAGGCCUCGUUGGCUCAAAGUCAGUUGGCAAGACCCUGAGUCCUGGGACCCAAGUUACUACUUGUUGCAAUUCGAGCUUCGAUACCGACCUGUAUGGUCAAAGACGUUCACGGUGUGGCCGCUCCAGGUGGCCCAGCAUCAAUGUGUCAUCCAUGAUGCCUUGCGAGGAGUAAAGCAUGUGGUGCAGGUCCGAGGGAAGGAGGAGUUUGACAUUGGCCAGUGGAGCAAAUGGUCCCCGGAGGUCACAGGCACUCCUUGGCUAGCAGAGCCCAGGACCACUCCGGCAGGGAUCCCGGGGAACCCCACACAGGUCUCUGUUGAAGACUAUGACAACCACGAGGAUCAGUACGGAAGUUCUACAGAAGCAACGAGUGUCCUCGCCCCAGUGCAAGGAUCCUCGCCUAUACCCCUGCCCACAUUCCUGGUAGCUGGAGGAAGCCUGGCGUUUGGAUUGCUUCUCUGUGUCUUCAUCAUCUUGAGAUGUCUGAGUCUGUCUCCCACUGAAGAUGAUCUUGGGCAAGAAAAACCUGGGACCCAGCCUUCUCAAUAUUCCGAACAGAAGGAAAACCAUCAUGUGGACACUUUGCAGGUAAGAGUAGAGGGUGGCUGCCAAGGACCAGCCUUAGCUUGGUCAGGGUUCUGAGAGAAGGAUUAUCUGGGAAUAGCAAAAACAAAUGACUUGAAGUCAAAUUGUGGGUCUAAGCUGGCAGCCUAUGUUCUACUGAGAUGCUCUCUCUCUCUCUCUCUCUCUCUCUCUCUCUCUCUGUGUGUGUGUGUGUGUGUGUGUGUGUGGUGGGGGGUGCGAGCACCUGUGUAUGUGUGUGUUUUGCUCUGCUCUAGACAACUUUUUCUUGCUAUUCUAAAAACUCUCUGGUUAGACAACUAGCUUUCUGCUAAAGACCACUCUCUCUGCUAGUAACCAUUCUAAAAGCUCUCUGGUUAGCUCAUGGGUUUUCUGACCAAAGUCAGAAAAACUGCUAUAAAAAAAAAUCUUGGAUGUUUCGAACAAAUCAGAAAUCCUGUUAGAAAAAUUCUAAAAUUAAUUCUUGGGUUUUCCAAUCAAAAUCAGAAAGAAAAAACUCUAAAAGAGCGGUGUCAGCUUACUAAGUAAUUCUUGGUGGUCAAAAAUCCCAUCAGGAAAAAACUCUAAAAGAGCUGUGUUUGCUUUCCAUGGAUUUUCCAACUAAAAUCAGGAAUCCUGUUUUUUUUUAAAACAAAAUGUUUGAAGAGCUGUGUUCCCUCUCCAGAGAUCUUGAGACAGCUCAGCUCUGGGUAGGGAAACAUUCUAAGAACUGCUAUCACUUUUUGCCAGCUCGUCUCAUGUGGACCAAAAGCCUAGGUUUUUAUUUACAUAUUAUUUCAGUUAUUUAUUCCAAGUUCCCGCUUGACCACCCAGGAAUCAGCCUUCUAUUACCUUAGCCCCCAGAUUCUUAGGAAAAGAACAGCAAGUACAUUUUUUUCCUCUUCUUUUUUCCUUUAAGAUUUAUUUAUUAUAUAUGAGUACACUGUAGCUGUCUUCAGGCGCACCAGAAGGGGGCAUUAGACCCCAUUACAGAUGGUUGUGAGUCACCAUGAGGUUGCUAGGAAUUGAACUCAGGACCUCUGGAAGAGCAGUCAGUGCUCUUAAUCACUGAGCCAUCUCUCCAGCCCCCUUUUUUCUUUCCUUAAUAUUGCAAAAGAAUUCAGAGAUCUGCCUGCCUUUGUAAACUUAGCUGGGUGGGACCUUAUCCUGAGGUUACCGUUUCCCACCACUCCUGGACCUAAAUUCACUCUGUCCCAGGCUUGAACUCAGGGGUCUGCCUGCCUUUGUAUCGCUCUGAUGAACUGGUUCACAGUGCAGCUGCCUCUGUUCCUUUAGAUCUGUGAAGCUCCUUAUACAAUUCAUAUUGCAUUUUAUAUUUCUGCAUAGUUGAGAAAUUAUACAUUUUUGAACUCAUAUUUUUAGAGUUCUUUCCCACAGCCUUAAGGGCUGUCCUGAAGGUCCCAGUAUUUACCAUUUGGCUGAGACAUUAGCUACUCCUUCCCCUCCUGGACUCAUGAUGUCUCUAAUUAUCAUAGAGUUAUUAACAUUAGCAGGGAGGACAUUCCUCAGAGAACCAUGAAAAUAUGUGCAGUAUUAUACAAACACAGCAGCCAUCCACUCUUCUAUAGGCCCAUGCCUGCUGGCCCUGUCUCAAGGGCAGGAGCCAUGUCCUUCUGUCCCCACCAAGGCCAUGCCAUGGCAGGUGGCAAGAAGCAUCUGAAGGCCCCAAUUCCGAUGAAGCUGGAGUUGAGCAGCACCCACCGCCCUUCACCUGGACCCAGCUCCCUCAGCACAGCUGUUCUUUCCUUGAGGUUGCUCCUUGCCUUGAAGAAAGUAACAUAGGAACCAGGUGUCCCUUAGGGUGGCCAGGCUGUGUGGGUUGUAGGGAGAGUGGGCUGUGGGGCCAGGAGUCGGGAGAGAGCCACUUCCCCAUCUGCCAAGUUACCGAGCUGCACCCUGCAGAAGAUGAGGGAGCAGAUGGCGAUUCUUGUCAAGGAUGUAAGGUGCGCUCCGCUCUGGAAAGUGUCUGCUAAGAAGCACUCUAUUUGGUUUUGAAGACACGAGGGAAAGAAUGCUUUCUGCAGAUCCCUGGGGAGUGCAGGUUCCACUGCAGUGCAUGUUCUGUGUGAGGGCUAGGUGGGCGGGAUGCAGAGGCAGAGCCUAGCGGCCCAGGGUGAAAGCUCAGAGCUGAAGAACACAGUACUAGGGAUGUGACCACCUGGUAGGAUGCAGCCCUAGCACACGUAGGACCCUGGGUUUGACCUUCAGCAUCACACACAUUGGUAGUGGUGCACAGCUCCAGAGACACCUAAGGUGGGGGGUAUCAGGAAGGUCACGAGACGCUUACACUCCUGCAGGUAGAGUGGUCCAGGAUACCCAGGUUAGUUAAGAGGUGGAAUUAGACUCCAAGCUUAGGUCUUCUCCACCUCAAGUCAGGUGCUGUUUCCUUACUAUGAGCUCAGGUCCCAUAGCUAUUGGUGACCUUGAUGGCUCCUUCUGCAGGCCUUGUGCUCUCCAGUGGACUACUUUCCAUCGAGGAUCCGGGUUUCCUCAUUUGAUUUGUCAAACUUCUGUGUGUGUAAGCUAAGGCUGGCGGGCGGCCAGCCAGGAGUCUGAUCCCUCAGGCGAAGGUAUGGCUCAGACACCUUCAGGGGUGACCUGAGGAAGCCAGAGCACAGGAGGGGGCCACUGAGAGGAAGGACAGAAAUUGGUUUCUUAAAUUUUUUUCCACCUUUGGUUUUCCCGAGACAGGCUUUUUCUGUGUGGCCCUGACUGUCUUGGAGCUUGCACUGUAGACCACAGCUGGCCUUGAACUCAGAUAUCUGCCUGCCUCUGCCUCUGCCUCUGCCUCUGCCCCUGCCCCUGCCCCUGCCCCUGCCCCUGUCUCUGCCCCUGCCCCUGCCCCUGCCCCUGCCACCUCUGCCUCUCCCUCUGCCUCUGCCUCUGCCUCUCUGCCUCUCUGCCUCUCUGCCUCUCUGCCUCUCUGCCUCUGCCUCUGCCUCUGCCUCUGCCUCUGCCUCUGCCUCUGCCUCCGCCUCUGCCUCCGCCUCUGCCUCCGCCUCUGCCUCCGCCUCUGCCUCCUCUGCUUCGGCCUCCGCCUCUGCCUCCUCUGCCUCUGCCUCUGCCUCUGCAGUGUGGUGUGCACCACCGCUGCCCUGGCCAGUUCCUUAAACUGAACCAGGGGCUUCCCUUUCACUCCUGGACUUGAUGUGAGACUUUGCUGCUUAUUUUGUAUACACUUUAAUGGGCCUUUAAAAAUCCCUCCAAUUCUGUCCUGGAUCUCAGGGCUCUGUCACAUGGCGGUAUGGAAAGGCAAACACCCUAAGAGCCCAACCCGAGAGUCUGAGUUGGACCUUACACAAGCAGCAGAAGACAAAGUUUUGUUUCUGGAAAUUUCUAAUUAUUUCUCUUAAGUUCCAUUCCCAGCUCUGCUGGCCUCUUUGGGCCACACAAAUAAAAUAAAAUAAAAUAAAAUAAAAUAAAAUAAAAUAAAAUAAAAUAAAAUGUGUUAAAAUCUUGGACUGGAAAGAGGGCUCAGUGGUUAAGAGAACCAGCCACUCUUCCAGAAGGUUAAAGUCAAUGGAAAACCCAGAAAUCUCGGAAAUGUUUACGUGGAGCGCUUGGAAUAAAAUCACAGCCGUUUCUGAGAAAUAUCUCUCAGUUACUUGAAGCACCUUACUGAGAAGGUCUUUACUUAAGGGGAAGAGUCUUCACCACGGCUUCCUGUGGGUGUGUCGCACAGGGGAUUUAUAAACUUGGGUUCCUUUAGAUCUCAUGAGAUGAAAGCAGACGGAGCACUCCCUAAGAGACUUUUGUUUCGUUUUAUUAUUUUUUUCUGGACAGAGUCUUGCUAUGUAGCCCAGGCUGGCCUGCAGUUCACAGUUCUCCCCUCUCAGCCUGCCCCGUGUGGGAGUUACACCAGUCUGUUAUGAGAGAAACAAACUCUUGGCUUUAGGGGCUUGUCUUCUCAGCUCCUGAGUCCACUUGUAUUCUCAGGACUCCCCCAGUCCCCUGUGAAUAACAUUCCUAUUUCCACUUCUAGUCAACUUCCCCUGGCGCCAUCUUCUGGCCUAGGACCCAGAUGUCCUCUGAACUCUGACUUGCAGCCUGGAACUAAGCAUGACUUUCCUUUAUUUUCCCAUCUCUUGCUUGGAUUUUAACUAAAGUCUAAAUAUAGCUCUGAGACACUCUGGGCUUUCUUAUUGGUUCUUGGCCACCAAACCAAACUCAAAGGGCAGGGCUUCCUCCUCCUGGCAGCUGACAGAAUCUCCAGCUUUCCUGCGCGUUUUGAGUCAGAGCCCUGGCUGUCCUGGAACUCACUCUGUAGACCAGGUUCAUGAACUCACAGAGUCCCGCCUAUCUCUGCUUCCCAACUGCUGGGAUUAAAGGUGUAUGCCAACACAGCCAGCCUUGCUCCACUGUCUGUCUGUCUCUUGUCUGUCUCUUUCCUUCUUCCUUCCUUCUUUCUUUUUAAAGAUUUAUUGAUGUAUGUUAUAUAUAUGGGUGCUUUGACUGAAGAUGUGUCUGUACACCAGAAGAGGGUGUUGGAUUUAAUUGUAAAUGGUUGCGAGCUGCCUCAGGGUGCUGGGAGAGCCUUGGAAGAGUAGCUAGAGAGAGCUCUCUCUAGUCUCUGCUCUGCUGUGUCUCAACCAAACUAUAAUAUGAGAUUUUCUGGAGCUUCCACAGCAAUGACAAAAAAACCAAAGCAAGAUCCCUAAUACUUCUCUCUUUCUCUUUCUCUCUCUCUCUCUCUCUUUCUUUUCCUCCUUCUUCUCCUCCUCCUCCUCCUUCUCCUUUUCCUCCUUCUCCUCCUUCUCCUCUUCCUCCUUCUCCUCCUUCUCCUCCUUCUCUUCCUCCUUCUCCUCCUCCUUCCUCCUUUUCCUCCUCUUCCUCUUCCUCCUCUUCUUCCUCUUCCUCCUCUUUCCCUCCUCCUUUUCCUCCUCCACCACCUCCUCCCCCUCCUCUUCCUUUUCUUCCUCUUCCUCUUCUUCCUCUUCCUUCUCUUUCUCCUCCUCCUUUUCCUCCUCCACCUCAUCCUCCUCCAACUCCUCCUCCUUCUCCUCUUCCUUCCCCUUCUCCUCCUCUACCUCCUCCUCCUUCUCCUCCUCUUCCUUUUCUUCCUCCUCCUUCUCCUCCUCUUCCUUUUCUUCCUCCUCCUCCUCCUCUUCCUCUUCUCUCAUUGAGAUAAGAAUCUCAGGUAUCCAGUUUUCUCUGAAGUAGAGAGUGGCCUUGAACCCCUUAUUUCCUGUUCUUACUUCCUUCUCUUAUUUACUCCUGGGAGUUGGGUGGGGCACUACCCUAGCUAGGCUGUUUCUGGCAGCAGUACAGGGACUGGUGGCUCUUCAUGGGGACAGCGGCCUCAGACCUGAGCUACCUCCAGCAAAAUAGCCUGAGAACAACAUCUGUGAAGUCAAGGUGGGCCCGUGCUUUCUCUUUUCCUCUAUGUGUAUUACAUGGCAACAUUUUCCAUGAGCAUGGUUUCUAUAAUGAAAGGAAACUUCAUUAAGAAGCUAUAAUCUCGUCUCUCUCUUUCUUUGUUCCACUUUUUGGUUUCUUUUUUUUUUUUAUUUAUUUUAUUUUUUUGGUUCUUUUUUUUUUUUUUUUUUUCGGAGCUGGGGACCGAACCCAGGGCCUUGCGCUUCCUAGGCAAGCGCUCUACCACUGAGCUAAAUCCCCAACCCCUCACUUUUUGGUUUCUUGAGGAGGAUCUUCUAUUAUGUAGCCCCAACUGUGUAGAGACUCCCUCUGUAGACCAGGCUGGCCUUGAACUCACAGAGAUCCACCAGUCUUGGCCUCUCAAGUGCAGGGAUUAGAGGUGAGUGCACUGUGCCCCGCCUCCCUCUAUUUUUAAUAGGCUGAACUGUCUCAGAACAGUUGUCUAUGAAGGCCAGUACGUACUUGUGGUUCCAGCUCCUUGGAAGGCUGAUGCUAAAAGAUUACUUGAACCCAGGAGUAUUUGGGCAACGUAGCCAGACUCAGUGUUUAACAGUCACUUGGGCAGCACAUACACUAAAAUUGAAACAGCACAGAGAGAACAAGUGUGGGCCCUGCCCAAGGACAUGCAAAUGUAAAGCCCUCUUUGUUUCUAAAAACUGACCAACCAAAGGACCCAGCAAGGGAACAAAGUGGCUAUAGUCAGUCUCCCAAAGACAGUGGUCCUGGAGGCGCUGGUAGGUAUGAAGUGGCUCGCACUACCCUCUAAUAAAGCUUGAUGCUCUGUUUUUAAAAGACAAAGGUUGUAGAAGCCAUGUUUUAGUUGGAAACUCAGUUUAAAAUAAUCCAAAAUGGGGUUGGGGAUUUAGCUCAGUGGUAGAGCGCUUGACUAGCAAGCACAAGACCCUGGGUUUGGUCCCCAGUUCCGGAAAAAAAAAAUAAAAAAAAAAUAAAAAAAAAUAAAAAAGAUAAUCCAAAAUGAAUACAUCUUUGUUAUCUCUCUCUUACUUAUUUAUACUUAAAUAAAAAAGAUUUAUUUAUUAUAUAUAAGUAUGCUGUAGCUGUCUUUACACACAGCAGAAGAGGGCAUCAGAUCCCAUUACAGAUGGUUGUGAGCCACCAUGUGGUUGCUGGGAUUUGAACUCAGGACCUCUAGAAGAGCAGUCAGUGCUCCUAAGCACUGGGCCAUUUCUCCAGCCCCUAUUUAUACUUUUCUGAGAUAGGUUUUCAUCAUGUGGCCCAGACUGGCCUGGAACUUGUUAUGUAGAGCAGGCUCUUAGUUCUCAGUAGAUGCUUCUUCUUGUCUACCACACCAGUUCAUUCUUUGACAAGUCAACUGGAUUAAUCUGCAAAUGUGGUAAUGCAUCUUUUUAAUGUAAUUAUUUCAAAUUAGUAGUCCUAUUCAUUUGUGCACAUGUAUCAGAAGGCAAACUGAAUCACUGAAAAGUCAUGGAGGAAGCAUUUUGAGUCAGUGGUGACCUCAGUGUGACUCACAGUGUGGGUAAAGAAACUGGAAACGACUCGUCCAGCCUCAGAGCAGAGCUCCUCAGUGUAACCCUACACUGACUGUCAGGGCUUCAGCAGCCUGUGGGAUUUCACAACUGUCUGGGCCCAGGGUGGCCCAGGAUGGGGAGGGGCUCCUUGGAUAGGGGGAAGGCUGCCUGGAGCCAGGAGGCCACCUGUCAGCCUCAGCCCAGCUUUGUCCUGGAGGUGGAGUCCUCCCUGUGUCCAUUUCCUUUGCCCCACGCCCACUGGGAUGCAGUCCAGAGGUGUGGCUGAGCCGGGACAGAGGGCCUGUGCCCAUUUCAUAUUAAUGGCGAGCAAAAUUAUAGGCAGGGGCUGCCUCUCCUCUUUCUAAGCCAUUCAUUCUCUCUCUUGUGAUGGCUGCCUCAAGGGCAUGUAGAGAGCCUUUGGCCCAGGUUUACUGGAGAGCUCAGACCUCAGGGGCUCUGGGAGAGAACUCUGUACUGGGCACUGCAAACCUCUAUCUCCAGUUGGCCUGAUACACUGCCAUUGUUAGAGACAGAGUAGGGUGGGCUGGAGAGAGGGCUCAGCUGUUAAAGGUUAGGCUCGCCACCUAAAAUAUGGGAGAAUAGAAGUGUUUUUGUUUUUUUUUUUGUUUUUUUUUUUGGUUCUUUUUUUUUUUUUCGGAGCUGGGGACCGAACCCAGGGCCUUGCGCUUGCUAGGCAAGCGCUCUACCACUGAGCUAAAUCCCCAACCCCUUAGAGGUGUUUUUUAAACUAUGUAUGUAUUCUUAUUUUACGUGUAUGAGUGUUUGCUUGAAUGUAUGACCACAGAGCCUGGAGAUGUGUAGGCUCCUGUUGGAACUGCAGUUCCAGAUAGCUGUGAGCCAAGUACAUGCUUGGAAGGGAAUUCUGCAAGAGCAGCCAGUGCGCCUAAACCUGAGUUUCUCUCCAGGACUUCACCUUCCUGAUCCUGUUCUUCAGAUGUGAAGGGUUCCGUAGGCUGAGUGUAUGACCUGGAAGGGAAGUAGAGGUGUGGCAAUUAAAAAUCACGCAUGGCCAGGCAUGGUGGCACACACCAGCAAUCCCAGGACUAGGAAGGUAGAGGCAGGGGGACCUUACAUUUGAAGAAGCUUGGCCUACAUUAAAAAACAAAUAAACAAACAACAACGCUACAACAAACACCUGGACUUGAGGCAGAUCUGGGCUGCCUGUUGCUUCCCCUUGGCUGACCCAGGACACAUACUGAUUCAUUGAGGCACUUAUUUGAAAAGGGAGGCUACUUACAUAUCUGCCCCUUCACAGUGCCAGAAUCAGCAUUCGGGGCCUAAACCUGGGUGGGCUCUUACAAAUAUAUUUAGUCUGAAUUCUAAAAAACAUUCACUUUGAUUCUCUAGAUGGGGCAGAAGGAACAGUGCUGCAUGUAAGUAUCCUUUCUUCUUAUACAUGAACACAGGAAAACAAUAGGUGCUUACACCACCGGUGGCGAAUCACAUCCACGCUCAGCAGAAGGUAAAAACCAGAUGCUAAAUGCUCAACGGUUAAGAGCAGCUGCUGUUUUUGAACAGGACCAACUCCAACUCCCAGUACCACAUAAUUCCAGAAUCUUGGGGUCCAGCACCCUCUCUGUCAUCUGCGGACACUGCACACAUCCACACAGAUAAAAAUAAUCAGGCCUGGAGAGGCGGUUCACCAGUUAAGAGCACAUACACAUCCAUCAGCUGACAACUGCUUGUAGCCCUUGCUCCAAAAGAUUGGAUGCCUCUGGCCUCUCAGAAAGGUACACAUACCAACCACCUGUCUUCAUACAACUAAAAAUAUAACAGCCUUUUUAAAAAGUGAAGAGUAGCUGGGAGCGGUGGCACACAACUUUAAUCCUCGUACUGGGGAGGCAGAGACGGGGGUAACUCUGGGUUCAAGACCAGCCUGGUCUAAAAGCAAGUUCCCAGACAACAGUUAUAUAGGUAAAACACACACACACAUACAUACACUCACACGCAGAAAGAUAAUCAUACAUACACACAUACAGUAUUCUUACAUACACAUACAUACACAAACACAUACAUAUACACAAGCACACACACACACAAACCUACACACACAUACACACAUACAUACACAUAUAUACACAUACACUCAUACAUAUAUACAUACACUCACACAGACAUACACACAUAUACACACUCACAUAUAGACACAUACUUACAGACACACACAUCACAUACAUACACAUAUGCAAACACACACAUACACUCAUACCCACAAAUACACACUCACCCACAAACACACAAUACACUUAUACACAUAAAUACACUCAUAUACUCAGACAUAGACACAUACAUAUACACUCACACACAUACAUACACACUCAUAUGCACACACACACACACAAACACACUCACACAUACAUAUUCACUCACACAACAGAGACACAUACAUACACACAUAUACACACUCACAUACAUACACAAUACACACUCACACACACUUAUAUACACACUCACACACACUUAUAUACACACUCACACACACUUAUAUACACACUCUCACACACUUAUAUACACACUCACACACUUAUAUACACACUCACACACACUUAUAUACACACUCACACACACUUAUAUACACACUCACACACACUUAUAUACACACUCACACACUUAUAUACACACUCACACACUUAUAUACACACUCACACACACUUAUAUACACACUCACACACUUAUAUACACACUCACACACACUUAUAUACACACUCACACACUUAUACACACACUCACACACACUUAUAUACACACUCACACACUUACAUACACACUCACACACACUUAUAUACACACAAACACACACUUAUAUAUACACAAACACACACUCAUACACACAUAAUUCACUCACACAUACAUACACUAACACACACAUACACACAUUGACACACUCAUACACACACAUACACACACAUUGACACACUCACACACAUAUUCACAUGAAUCUAAUUCUGAUGCACAGAGGAGGAGAACAAAGGACAGGCUGGGGAAGAUUAUGCCCCAGAAGGGAACUGCCCUGCUCUGUAUUCUCUAGGGAAGGCAUCGUGGCAGGGCUGUAGAGGGAAGUGAGGGGGAGGCUCAGCUGCUGGCUGUUGGCUGCCUUGGAACACUCCGGCAUCAGCAGUUUCACAGAACGCUCCAGUAGGUGUUUGCACAGGAAGUACUUUUCAUGAAGGGAGGCGACUGUCAGAAUGAAUGGAGCCAAUUCACUGGGUAUAGCUCAGCAGCAGAACCCUGGUGCAUGUAACCCAUCUCAACAACACGACAAAACCAGCUGACCGACCGACCGACCAGAACACCAACUGACUGAAUAAAGCAAAUGACUGUUUUCCUGGCAAGCAUUUAUUGAUAGUAGCAUUUCAGAGUAAACCACCUUCCAGAAGGCACACAGCUACACUGGUCCGUGCAAGAGAGCCAAUGAUUUAUAAGAUUCCAGUAUAAUACCAAUUGCCAAGGCUCCUGUAUUACAAUCUGUUAAAUAUUUUAAAAAGUUAGAACAAUGUAUCAAUUAAUGUUUACAUGUCAAAUCCUCCUGACAGCAUUUGGAACAGCUAAGACUUUAACGAAAUGAUUCCCGCCUCAGUGAUCUAUUGACAGCACAGUCUUCAAAAAUAGAAUAAAGAUUAUGAAAUACAUGACUCAGCCUGGGUCCAGGGACAUAGUAGGAGUCAAAGAACUCUUUCUAUAGGGAAGGGUACAUUUCAAGAUGGCAACUGCUGUGUCAUCGUUUAUUUUGAGUUAUGGACUGUAUGAGAAAUCCUUUAGACAAACCACCCUAAAUGGACAGCUUGUUUCUCAACUGCAGUUUUCCUUUGCCCCAGUAGAUGGCAGGAGAACACCAUCUUUCAUGGCAUGGGUUCCGCCAAGAAGGAAAGCUAAUUAGAGGGAAGGUUCAUACUGACCGAGUUUCUCCAAGGCCAAGUUAGUAGGAUGUAGGUGGCAAAGAGAAGAAAAAAGAUCAGUCCUAAGGGAGUUUAAGGUUAAGCGGGCGCUGGCUACAGAAGACAGGAGGAAGACAGAAGGCUGUGAGGCCCAGGGAGGGGAGCAGUGAAACCCUAAGUAUCAGACAGGAGGGAUGACUCAAGAGUACACUGGCUUUUUGACUGAGGCAAGGAAAAGUAAGUCAUGAGCUUGUAACUAAAAUGCUAACAGACUCGUCCAACAGGCGACUAAAGAAGUCUCACAGUUGUUCUUGAAUUAAACAUUAAUCUACCCAGCAGGGGUAACACUGGCAAAGACUCCCAACACCAAACAAGGAUGAUUAAGGUAGGACCUGCAUGGAGAACAGCCCACUUUCCCUCCUGGUUCUCUGCCCAGCUCCCCUUCCUGUGGCAGAGAGCAGUGACUGAACUCCAGCACAGCACACACUAAGCGGCCAAGAAUGAAGGCUGUUCUUACGGUGCCUAUUAAAGCACUCUCGGUAACCGGAAGGGACUCUGGUGCCUUUGCCAUCUCCUGCCUUUGUGCAUACUCACUAAAUUUCCCCAUUGCUUUAUUCCGUUACUCAGUGUUUUAAAAGGUUCGUGUGCAUGGAUGUUUUGCUUGUAUAGAUGUGUGUGUACCAUGUUGCCCAGUACCUUCAGAAGCCAGAAGAGGACACCAGAUCCCCUAGAACUGGGCAAGGUGGAUCCUGGGAACUAACCAGGGUCUUCUACAAGUGCAGCAAGUAUUUCCCACCUCUGAGACAGUUCUUUGUCCCCAGGUGUAACCCAAGAAUAGCACUGAAUUCAACUCCUCCUGCCUUUGCCUCAGCGCAUCAUACUGGCCGGAGACACCUGGGGUGGUGAUUGGAAUAUAUCUGGACAGAAACCGCUGGGCAAUCACAGGAAGUAGAAAUGUCCUUUGCCUUUCUGUGUUCUUCUUGGAGACGCCCUUGCUCUGUUGCCCAGGCUAGUUUUGGACUCUUGGCUCUACCUCCUGGAUAGCUAGCUGGAUUACAGAUGCCGUCCGUUCUCAGGGGUCCCUGUCUAAGUCGAUGCCCUCGAACAAAGCAGUUUUUACAAAUAAGUUUUGCUGAAGGAGAAAAAGGUGAGGAGCUCUACAGAUGUUCAAGGCAUCUGGAGGGUUCACCAAAAGACAAUCUUUGUAGGAAAAAAAAAUAACUUUCCCCCUGGGAGACGGAAUUGAUUCAAAGGAAUAAAUAGGAAAAUACUUUUAUCAGGAGAAAAAGGGUAAGAAGCCCAAUCGUUUGGAGCUCGGAGGACAAGCCCCAGAGCUUCAGAUCAGCCGGCCCAGGCUCACUAGCAAGCGGUUAGGGCACCCUGCUGGGCCUAAUUGUUUUUAGAACGUAGGGUAGGGUACUAUAUGCCACCACCCAGCUGUGAGUCCCCUGGCUUCUGUCAGCGUGUGUCACAACCUAAGAAGAAAAUAGCAGCUUUAACAUCCUCCCUCACUGGCCUUCUGCUAAUCUACAGUAUUUUUGCUUUUUAUAGCCCCCCUCCCCUUACCAUGAAGACUGGACUAUAUAUAAACUCCAUCUCCUCCGCCUUCAAGAAUGUAGAGCAAAUAUGGAGGGAGCAUGCCUGGGUGUGCAGCAGAGGCCAGGUGACUCUGACCUGUCAGGCCGGCGUUCAUCAGAGUCGCCAGGUGUGUGCCCACAUCCUUCCCCACCCAGAAACGUUUUAAUAUUUAACGCUGACCAUUAGAGACAACAACUCCAUUUCUUUUGAAGAGUAAGGAGGGUUAAGCAAAAAUUAAGGCUUCAUGGCUACAAGAUGAGCUAAUAUAGGUUUGACAUAGCGGACAGUGCACAGAUACAAGAUAAUAAAUGAUAAUUAACAUUUGCUGGAUGGAAUUGCGGCUGCCGAAAACUUAAACCGAGUGCCCUGCAUACAGGAGCCAGAAUGAUUGUCAGCACUGCGAGGGCAGCCUUUGUGAGGACUGCUGUGCUCCACUGAGGAAAAGGCCCUUUUAACCUCCAACAAAACCUCACACAACCCUUUAGCUAAGACGUCCUGAACCAGGAGCAAACGUCUUCCUACCAUUCUGUCAGGGCAGCCAAGCGAGGGAGUUAAGGACUAGGCUGUGCUUUCUCCUAAGAAAUCUGGCCAGGUUUUUGUUGUUUUGGAUUUUUCAAGACAGUGUUUCUGUGUGUAGCCUUGGCUGUCCUGGAACUCACUCUGUAGACCAGACUGAUCUCGAACUCGCAAAGACUCACCUGCCUCUGACUCCUGAGUGCUGGGAUUAAACGUGUGUGCCAUCACACCUGACUUACGGUUAAUAUUUUUUUGUGUAUCUGAGAAGCCACCCACAUCCACUUUCCACUGACGGUGGUCAGCACAUCGCCUUGGGAACAGUCUUGAGAUCCAGUUUACAAACACGAGCAAGAAAUGUUCCUGCCGUUCUGACCGAGCCCAUUCUCCAUGGCACCUGCACGCAGCAAGCUCCUCCUGCGGGAUUUUCCACAGUUCACCGGUCACAGGCUAAACAUACAAUGAUUUAGUGUCUCAGAGAGCAGCCAAGACAGCCCCAACUACAAUAUUUUUCAAAAUGUUUCUGUCAGGCGUAUGUUGGUGUGUUCUGUAUGUCAGAGGCGAUCUUUUCAGACCAGUGGCUCAGUUCAUACAAUCAGAUCCCAAUUUUGUUGUCAAAUUUUUUUUUUGCCAAAAAUAAAAAGCAAAUCUACUUUCAGAAAGAAAUCUUAAAGAUGACUUCAUGCAACAAAAAUACACAAAAAGAAAAGCUGUCUGAAAUGCUUUGUAAAUAUCCAAUAACAAAACAGGUGUUGAGCUCUGUAGAAUUAAAAAAAAAAUCAGAAACCAACUCUUUGGAGUACACUUAAUAGCAAUCA